Messenger RNA from Microtus oregoni (creeping vole), 1358 nucleotides. RefSeq names its product N-acetyltransferase 8-like. Bases 182 to 865 code for a protein of 227 amino acids. The record is from RefSeq and is a predicted model, not a curated record. The transcript is spliced from 2 exons. Gene Ontology annotation, molecular function: N-acetyltransferase activity. Lineage: Eukaryota; Metazoa; Chordata; Mammalia; Rodentia; Cricetidae.
UGGUUCUCCUAACAGCAGUGUCUUGGGCUUGAGACAAGAUCAAGCAUCCUGGGUGAGAGAUGGUAUAACAUGAAGAAAUCAGGAAGAGAGAUAGCAGACUUCCAUAAGGGGCUGUAAGGAAGCAGUGCAACCAGACCGGGAUAUGUCUUGUGGAUGCUGAGAUUUGAGACGAAAUUCUCCAAUGGCUUCUUUUCACAUCCGCCAGUUCCAGGAGAGAGACUACGAAAAAGUCGUGGAUUUGUUCUCCAGGGGCUUGAAGGAGCACAUCCCUGCCUCCUUCCGCCACCUGCUGACACUGCCCAGAACCCUCCUGGUCUUAGUUGGGGUGCCUCUUGCCAUAGUCCUGCUGUCUGACUCCUGGCUCCUGGCUGUUAUAUGCAUCUUCUUCAUGCUUCUGUUCUUUUGGUUCCUUGUCAGUCAUGCCUGGAACAAGUAUGUGUCCAACAGUUUGCACACAGACAUGGCUGACAUCCCCAAGUUCUACAUGAAUGCACGUGGUUCCUGCUUCUGGGUGGCUGAGUCUGGGGGAGAGGUGGUGGGCAUCGUGGGUGGUCUACCAGUCAAGGAUCCCCCAUUAGGGAGGAAGCAGCUGGAGCUCUUUCGCCUGUCUGUGUCCUCACAGCAUCGUGGACAGGGGAUAGCAAAAGCACUGGUCAGAACUGUCCUCCAGUUUGCACGGGACCAGGGCUACAGUGAUGUUGUCCUUGGAACAGGUGCCAUCCAGCAAGGUGCUGUGACCCUUUACUACAGCAUGGGCUUCCAGAAGACACGUGAAUAUUUUAUGGAUACACUCCUGUGGCUCCUGGAUCUCUCUGUAAUUUGUUUCACAUACUCAUUCCCUUCUGUUCCCGAACAUGAGCUGUGACCUUCUUCCUCUGUGUGUCUGUCAGUCCAGCUCACUGUGCUGUGGAAAAAACAGCCCUGAUACUGCAGUGGACAAAUCACAAAAUUCCUUUGUCAUUUUCAUUGUAUUCCUCUCUGUUUGCUGUGGAUAAAGAACUAAGGCAAGGAAGUGUUCUAUUUCCUUUGUGCUCUAUUUUCCUUCCUAGAGAAGGGCUGUGGUGGCCAGUGAUUCAGUUGGGUAACUUACGUGGCCUGACUAGCCUGUGUAGUCGCCACUGGCACUGGCUAGCUUCAAUCUAUGGACCGCGUGAGUCUCUGCAGGCCAUGUGUGGAGUGUUUUUGUGGAUCCAGAAAGAGGCAGUGUGGUUGGAGAGCAAUUUCACUCCUACCACUUCUUGCAACUUAGCUGUACCCAUUAUGCAUGGCAAGAACUGGGGGCUAAAGAAACAGGUGCCACAGGCCUGAUCUUUCCUUCACACAAGUCUCCAGCACACUGGCAAAUAGAAUGUGUUUCC